UAGAAGAUGGCAGUGUGGAUCCAGGCCCAGCAGCUCCAGGGAGACGCCCUCCACCAGAUGCAGUCUCUGUAUGGGCAACACUUCCCCAUUGAAGUGAGACAUUAUCUCUCCCAGUGGAUCGAGGGCCAACUCUGGGACACUAUCGACUUGGAGAACCCACAGGAGGAGUUCAAGGCCAAACGCUUACUGGAAGGUCUGAUUCAGGAGCUGCAGAACAAAGCGGAGCACCAGGUGGGAGAGGACGGCUUCCUGCUCAAAAUCAAACUGGGACACUACGCCAGCCAGCUCAAGAGCACGUAUGACCGCUGUCCUCUGGAGCUGGUGCGCUGCAUCAAACACAUCCUCUACACGGAGCAGCGGCUCGUCAGGGAGGCCACCAAUUCGAGCUCCCCCGUAGGCGGCCUGAUGGACAGCAUGUCUCAGAAAUACCAGCAGAUCAACCAAGCCUUCGAGGAGCUCCGCCGGCUCACCCAGGACACGGAGAACGACCUGCGCAAGCUCCAGCACAACCAGGAGUACUUCAUCAUCCAGUACCAGGAGAGCCUGCGCAUCCAGGCCCAGUUAUCCAGCCUGGCCACACUGCCCCCUGCUGACCGACAGUUACGAGAACCCCCCCUCGUAACCAAGAGAGCCACGAUGGAAGCAUGGCUGACCAGGGAGGCCAACACACUACAGAAGUACAGACUGGACUUGGCAGAGAAGCACCAGAAAACACUGCAGCUGCUGAGGAAGCAGCAGACGAUCAUUCUGGACGACGAGCUGAUUCAGUGGAAGAGGCGGCAGCAGCUGGCAGGCAACGGGGGCCCGCCGGAGGGGGGCAUGGACAUCCUGCAGUCCUGGUGCGAGAAGCUGGCGGAAACAAUCUGGCAGAACAGGCAGCAGAUUCGGAGGGCGGAGCACCUACGACAACAGCUGCCCAUCCCAGGGCCCAUCGAAGACCUCCUGAAUGAGCUCAACAGCACCAUUACAGACAUCAUCUCAGCCUUGGUCACCAGCACCUUCAUCAUUGAGAAGCAGCCUCCACAGGUGCUAAAGACCCAGACCAAGUUUGCCGCCACCGUUCGCCUCCUCGUGGGAGGCAAGCUCAACGUGCACAUGAACCCGCCGCAGGUCAAGGCCACCAUCAUUAGCGAGCAGCAGGCCAAGGCGCUGCUGAAGAACGAGAACACCAGGAAUGACAGCAGUGGAGAAAUCCUCAACAACAACUGCGUGAUGGAGUACCACCAGACGACGGGCACGCUCAGCGCUCACUUCCGGAACAUGUCUUUGAAGCGGAUCAAGCGGUCGGACAGGAGAGGAGCAGAAUCCGUCACCGAGGAGAAGUUCACCAUUCUCUUCGAGUCCCAGUUCAGCGUCGGAGGCAAUGAGCUCGUCUUCCAAGUGAAGACAUUGUCACUGCCGGUAGUGGUGAUCGUCCACGGGAGCCAAGACAAUAAUGCCACGGCCACGGUGCUGUGGGACAACGCUUUUGCUGAGCCAGGCCGGGUUCCAUUCCUGGUGCCGGACAAGGUGCUGUGGCCUCAGCUGUGCGAGGCGAUCAACAUGAAGUACAAGGCGGAAGUGCAGAGCAACCGCGGCCUCUCCGAGGAGAACCUGAUCUUCCUCGCCCAGAAGGCCUUCGGCAGCACCAGCACCAGCGUGGAAGACGACCGCAACAUGGCGAUGACCUGGUCACAGUUUAACAGAGAAAGCCUGCCUGGUAGGAACUUCACAUUUUGGCAGUGGUUUGACGGCGUGAUGGAACUGACAAAGAAGCACCUGAAGCUACACUGGAAUGACGGAGCCAUACUGGGCUUUGUGAACAAGCAGCGGGCUCAAGACAUGCUGAUGUCCAAGUCCAACGGCACCUUUCUCCUGCGCUUCAGCGACUCGGAGAUCGGAGGCGUCACCAUCGCGUGGGUGGCCGAAAAUCCCAACAAAGCAGGCGAGAGAAUGGUGUGGAACCUCAUGCCCUACACAAGCAAAGACUUCUCCAUCCGCUCUCUGGCCGACCGCAUCAGCGACCUCAACCACCUGCUGUUCCUCUACCCCGACCGGCCCAAGGACGACGUCUUCUCCAAAUAUUACACCCCUCCGCUCUCCAAGGCGGUGGACGGCUACGUGAAGCCGCAAAUCAAACAAGUGGUGCCUGAGUUUACAACAUCCAAUCCAGAUCCGACAAGUGGGAAUCAAACCUACAUGGACCACGUGGCCUCCCCAGCAGCUAUCAGCCACCCUCACACCUACGGCAUGUACCAACCAAUGAGCGACUCCAUGCUGGACGGCGACGCAGACUUUGACCUGGACGACACCAUGGACGUGGCGCGGCACGUGGAGGAGCUCCUGCGGCGGCCGGUGGAGGGCCACUGGGGGGGCCAGCAGAAGCAGCUGGCUCUCUUCUGCCAUCUGGUGGACAGAAAAGGAAACAGCCAAGCCAAGAUCUGUCCGGGUGGCUGGUCUCGGACGAUCAUGGAGGCGCACCUGCUGGAUGUGGAGGUCCUAGGCUGGUGUUAUUACAUGUGGUCUGCGGUUGUGAGGCCGUUUGGAUGUACUGCCAAAUUCGCGGGCACCACGGGCAGUCAGCAUGCCGACUACACGCUCCCUCAAAAUCACAACACCAUGACGCGGAUGAUGAUCACGUGGGCAAAGACAGGAAGUGCGGUGGCGAACCUCAUCCGGCACGAGGAAGUGGACUCGUCGUCUCGUCCUGCUCUUCGGAACCUCACGAGCGAGGUCAGGACGGUUCGGGAACCUCCGGACCGCUUCCGAGUAGCGGCGGGAAGGAGGUGGAGGGGGGUGACACACACACACACCGGCUCCGUGUUCCGGGGGGCACCAACAAGUCCGAACCGCCUUUUUGUGGAUGAAAAAUGCUGUGACACCGCGGAGCUGCGAACCAUGGCGGGGCUCCACGCUUCUUCAGAUCCGUCGGGACAUUUUCUGGACUUGAGCCGGCCGAACGCCGCCGCCAUGGCCGCGGGGUUCGGCGGGGACACGGCGGCGCUGCCUCCGGCCGGCACCCGUCCUUACUUGGAGGUGUCCGCCGGCGCUGCCCGGGGCUACGAGGGAGUUUACAGCAACGGGCGCUACCGGGAGCGCAGCAGCCCGACGGCGGGCGCGGGCAGCCGGGAGCCGUCCGCGGACAGGAGCCAGGGAGGAGCGAACACACCUUGCGGCAUCAUGAAGGUUGGUGGGCUCAAGGACGGAUCCAAGCAGAGGCAGGUGAGAAAAAAGACUGUCUCCUUCAGCUCAAUGCCGAACGACCGCAAGAUCAACAGCACGGCUGCCUGCAUGGCGUUCAUGAUGGAGGGCUGCGAGAUGAAGAAGGUUCGAUCCAACUCGCGCAUGUACAACCGCUACUUCCUACUGGAUCCGGACAUGCACUGGCUCCGCUGGGAGCCUUCCAAAAAGGACUCUGAGAAGGCCAAGCUCGAGAUCAAGAGCAUCAAGGAGGUUCGAUUAGGGAAGAAAACCCCAGUCCUUCGCAGCAAUGGUCUCUCCGAUCAGUUCCCAGAUGAAUGCGCCUUCUCAAUCAUCUACGGGGACAACUACGAGUCGCUGGAUUUGGUUGCCAGUACAGCUGAUGUGGUCAGUACCUGGGUGAUGGGCCUGAGAUAUUUAGUGUCUUAUGGCCGACACACCGUGGACAUGGUGGAGCCCAGCCAACCAAGUCUACGAGCAUCUUGGAUUAGCUCUGUGUUUGAACUAGCAGAUAUGGAAAAAGAAGGACACAUAGACCUUUUCAGGUCUACUCAGAUUAUCAAGGGGCUCAACCCUGGGAUGAAAGAGUCGAGGAUAGAAUUAAAGUUCAAGGAACUCCAGAAAGAGAAAGACCAAUACGGUGAGGCAAUUAACAUGGAUACCUUUGUCGAGGGCUACUGUGAGCUGUGCACACGGCCAGAGAUUUUCUUCCUGCUGAUGCAGUUCUCAAGUAACAAGGAGUACCUGGACUGUAAAGACUUGAUGCUCUUUGUGGAGGUGGAGCAAGGUGUAGAAGGUGUAACAGAGGACAUGUGCAGAGAUAUGGUUUUUAAGUAUGAACCAUCCGCCGAAGGCAGAGAUAAGAUUUACCUCUCCAUCGAUGGCUUUACACACUACCUCCUCUCCUCUGAGUGCCACAUCUUUGAUCCUCAGCACAAACGUGUGUGCCAGGAUAUGACUCAGCCCAUGUCCCACUACUACAUCAACUCUUCACAUAAUGCCUCCCUUCUGGAAGACCACUUCUGGGGUUCAUCAGACAUCAGCAGUUACAUUCGUGUUCUCAGAAUGGGCUGUCGCAGCAUCGAGGUCAUUGUGUGGGAUGGCCCCGAUAACGAGCCAGUGGUGUAUGUAGGUAGUUCUGUGGCCUCACAGCUAGUUUUCUCCAAGGUUCUGGAUAUCAUCAACCAAUAUGCCUUUGAGAGCUCUGAGUAUCCCCUCCUUCUCUGCUUAGUGGCUCAUUGCUCCAUCCCACAGCAGAGGGUCAUGGCCCAACACAUAAAAAAAAUUCUAGGUGACAAGCUAUUUGUUGAUUCUCCUAACAAAGACGAACAUUACCUACCCUCUCCUGAGAAUCUCAAAGGUAAAAUUCUCCUCAAGGGUAAGAGACUAGAGCCUAGCUGCAAUGAACCUGAAGGGGAUGUGACAGAAGAGGAUGAAGGUCUAGAAAUGUCCAGAAGGGUAGAGGUAGAUGACCGCGACCAUCUUAAUGGCUUGGGUUGCAAAAGGCUCAGGCUGUGCAAAGAGCUCUCUGAUCUUGUAUCUCUCUGCAAGUCAGUUCAGUUCAUGGACUUUGAGACCUCCAAAAGGGACCAAAAAUACUGGGAGAUCUGCUCCUUCAACGAGGUCGACGCAAACAGGUUUGCCAAUGAGUUCCCAGAGGAGUUUGUCUGCUACAACAAACGCUUUCUCUCCAGAGUCUACCCCACUCCGAUGAGGAUUGACGCCAGCAACAUGAACCCCCAAGACUUCUGGAAGUGUGGCUGCCAGAUUGUGGCAAUGAACUACCAGACACCCGGCCUGAUGAUGGACCUAAACCUUGGCUGGUUCCGUCAAAAUGGCAACUGCGGGUAUGUUUUGCGACCAGCCAUCAUGAGAGAAGAGGUGUCCUACUUUAGUGCCAACGCUCGGGAUUCUUUACCUGGGGUGUCCGCGCAGCUCCUUCACAUUAAGGUCAUCAGUGGGCAGAACCUACCUAAGCCCCGCGGCUCUGCAGCUAAGGGUGACGUGGUGGAGCCUUACAUAUAUGUGGAGAUUCAUGGCAUUCCAGCUGAUUGUGCCGAGCAAAGAACCAAGACUAUGUCCCAAAAUGGCGACAACCCUAUUUUUGACGAGAGCUUUGAAUUCCAGAUAAACCUACCCGAACUGGCAGUCUUGCGCUUCGUGGUUCUGGAUGAUGACUACAUAGGGGAUGAGUUCAUUGGCCAGUACACCAUUCCCUUUGAAUGCCUGCAGCCGGGCUAUAGGCACGUCCCUUUACAGUCUCUGACAGGCGAAUUCCUACCCAACACUACACUGUUUGUCCAUGUAGCCAUCACAAACAGACGGGGUGGAGGGAAGGCCCACAAGAGAGGUAUAUCCGUCAUGAAGGGGCGGAAGGCACGGGAGUACACCAACACCAAGACCACUGGGAUCAAAGUGGUCGAUGAACUUUUCAGAGCUUCUACGCAGCCGCUGAGAGAGGCCACAGACCUUCGAGAAAAUGUACAGAAUGCCGUGGUGUCCUUCAAGGAGCUCUGUGGCCUGACGCCCGCAGCCAACAUGAAGCAGUGCAUCCUGACCGUGUCCACGUGGCUGAUGAACAGCGAGAGCUCCCUGCAGGUGACGGUGGACCUGAGUGAGACGUACCCCACCAUGGAGGCUCAAGGACUUGUGCCCGAGCUGCUGCGCAAAGUUCUCAAUGCCUACGACAUGAUGAUUCAAACCAGCAGAACACUGAUUGAGUCCGCUGAUGUGGUCUACUCCAAGCUGAUGCAAGCACAGCGUGCAGGUCUUGACUUCCACGAGGACCUCCAUCGCAUCGGAGCCAAGGAGGGUCUGAAAGGUCGUAAGCUCCAGAAGGCGAUGGAGAGCUACGCUUGGAACAUCACGGUGCUUAAGGGCCAGGCGGACCUGUUGAAGCACGCCAAGAGCGAGGCCCUGGACACCCUGCGUCAGAUCCACUGUGCGGCUCAGUCCUGCGGCCUCAGUAAGAACGGCGCCUCCUCCCCACAGCCGCAGCCCCAUCUUCCUCAACAGCACCACUACCCCCUGCAGACACAGCAGCAACAACCUCAGACCAAGACCCCUCCAAUGAUGCCCCAGUCACAGACUCCAACCCAGACCGGACCUCCUCCUUCCCCGCUGACGCCCCUCCCUCUGCUCCAAAGUGUCCCAACACCACCAGCUUACAACCCUCCCCCGGACCUACCCCAGUUCCAGAGAGCCGCCGGACCCCUGGACUCCAUCUUCGAGAAGGAGCCGUUCGGACGUGAUCCGGCGGGAACCUGCUGACCCGCAGCCUGUGCCCACAGAGGUGACAAGGGGACGAACGAGGGAGAAAGUAUGAAAGAAGUGGCGGGUGGGGACGGUGAAGGAAGGAUGACGGAGGACGGAGUCAACCAGAUGAUAAUGAGGAUGAUGGCGAGGAAGAGUCGGCGCGUAAGAAGCGAGACGCAAGUGUGAAAGUAUCCCUCUAGGUGGCGACGGUCGCCCACCAACACAACUGGACAAACUGCCCUUUAAAGGUCAAAGAUCACCACAACGUAUGUGAAUCUAGGUGUCAACGUAUUCAAAUGUAAGAAAGGAUGAUAUAAAAAUAUAAAUAUAAAUUGCCAUAAGGACUCAUGUAGACAUGAAUGAUUCUAAUUGUUGUUGGUUUGAUGGAUAUUCUAACUAUUUUUUAACUAUUCAUUCCACGUACGUGAUCGUUUGUUCGGACACCUGGCGCUCUUUACGGGUUAGCGCCACAACGCCAGGGUCCAAAAAAAUGAGUAAUGAUGAUUUUACAAAGGUCAGCUGUGUGUAUCACUGUCAAGUCGACCCAUUAAAAGUGGCUUCAUUGUUUAUGCCGUUUAUUCUAGUGAUUGAUUAUAUGAUAUUUUCUUAAGAGGAAGAACCGUCUUUAAAAAGUGACCUCGGCUCUAACAGGCGCCGAGAGCCUCGUGCGUUUAAAUCAAUUAGCGCCCCACCUCAAGUGGAAGCCCUAAUUGCAACAUCCAGUUUGACC
Molecule: messenger RNA, 7165 nt
Organism: Entelurus aequoreus (snake pipefish)
Lineage: Eukaryota; Metazoa; Chordata; Actinopteri; Syngnathiformes; Syngnathidae
Product: inactive phospholipase C-like protein 2
Exons: 28
Coding region: 7-6450 (2147 amino acids)
Biological process (GO): regulation of DNA-templated transcription; intracellular signal transduction; lipid metabolic process
Molecular function (GO): phosphatidylinositol-4,5-bisphosphate phospholipase C activity; DNA-binding transcription factor activity; DNA binding
Source: RefSeq, a predicted model, not a curated record